CAUUAUUCUGGCCGUCACUGUAGGCUUAGAGCUCUAUCUCUUCCAGAUCCUCAACAACGAAUCCACAUCGUUCCACGAUGAUGUGAGGUCGGAAUUGGUGACCAAGAUUCAAAACGAGUACAAAAUAGAAAGUGAUGGCACCAUCUUUACUCUGCUGUUGAACACGAUCAUGUUGAUGAACGAGUGUUGCGGCAUUAACGGCCCAAGUGAUUUUACCAACUUGACCUACAUCGAAAGAAACAACCCGAAUGGAGCGACUAUUUUUAGGAUCCCACCUGCCUGCUGUAAGAAAUCCAUCAUAGUCCGGGGAACAGGAGCCGCCAAAGCCUACGAGGUGCUCAAGCAAUGCGCCAGGGAAGGAGGAGACCACUCAGAGAACAUUAACUCCAAGGGCUGCUACUCGCAAGUCUUCCAGCACAUCUUCGCCACCCACGGGCAGUGGAUGAUGGCAGUAUUGCUGGUAGUAGCCAUUUGGUCGCUGAUGCAGAUGAUCCUAUCCAUCAUCACCAUGAUGACCCCACCCCCCAAGCCACCAGAGAGGAGACGGUCCAGCCGAGCAGGUUCCAUAGCUCGGGCACGCGCUAUGUCACAGUCUCACCCCGUCGCCCACAAGCCACCAGAACCCAUCAAGAAAACGUUCGUCCCCCUGUCCAAGAUCAGUUCCUUCGAUCACCCAGACCCCACAAGAAUCAAGUCCACGGAAAUUUGGUAAACACACCGAUCGGAUUCAAGCCAGCGGUUGGCGUGUUAAAUGUCUGGGUAGUACAUUUUUUAUCUUCAAAAUGUGAAGAGACGAGUUCUGCGAAACAAAUAAGUUUGUUUUUCUUGUUGAUUCGCUUUUAAAAAACAAAAAAAUAAUCUCUAAAACAAAGCGCCAAUGUUGAGCACUACCAUGUCAAAAUGUCCAGGAAAAUGUAAUGUCAAACAUCGAUGUUCACACAAAGUAACAUCUGCUACUACAAACAAAAAGUUCAAUGGUUUCAAAUAUUUUCAUCACAAUUGGAACAAGUGUUUACAGGCAUGUCUUACAUGAAAAAAUGCUAUUAUAUUGAUACAAUAAAUUAUUUUAUAACAUCA
This is a messenger RNA of Physella acuta, 1077 nucleotides long. RefSeq lists its product as uncharacterized. Lineage: Eukaryota; Metazoa; Mollusca; Gastropoda; Physidae. The record is from RefSeq and is a predicted model, not a curated record. Gene Ontology annotation, cellular component: membrane.